Molecule: messenger RNA, 3327 nt
Organism: Stylophora pistillata
Lineage: Eukaryota; Metazoa; Cnidaria; Anthozoa; Scleractinia; Pocilloporidae
Molecular function (GO): protein binding
Source: RefSeq, a predicted model, not a curated record
GUCUUCUGUUUGUGGCAGUAGGCGAAAUCCGCCGCUUUUUUGUCAGGUUUUAUCUCUGAAUGAAGACGAAAGGAAAAGGGCAAUGAAGAUAACUACAUCAACGGUGGGGGAGUUCAUCGUUAUAAAAGCACAAAACGGUCUCUGGUUCGAGUCUAAUUAACGAUCUUAAGAAUUCAAGUUCAGUUUGUCACGCGAAUGAUGUGUCGGAUCGUAACUACGAUUACUAGGGAAAAAAUUGACUUGAUCAAAGCCAUUUACUGAUCUAUAUUUACAUUCAUCAGUCACGUGAUGAGAUAUAAUUCCACUGUACUGGAUACCGAUCAUACUGAUCAGGAAAUAUAGUGCCUACUACCUACACAUCAUCUAAAAAGGCUUUCAAGCCAUGGCAGGAGCAGUAGAAGCGACGCUUAAACCAUCUGCUCCCCUGUAGAUCUCUCAGUUUCAGGAUCGUUAAAAGAGGUGGAAAAAGUGAAAUUUUGUGAAAAUAUAUUUCCAAACUGCCAAAAGUGGACGUAAAUCCUUCGCUUUGAUUGUUCGUGGUUAGUCUCAGCUUGGCAUCUUCAGCUUUUGAAGCGUUACUGUCUAUUGUUAAUCUGUCAGCGUUGUCUCUUCCUAUUAUGGAAGUAAAGUAGUUCGGAGGGGUUUUGUGUUAGCGGAAAUGUCGAAGUUUAGAAUAGUUUCGGGGCGUUCUUCGUUCUUAUUAUAGCUUUUGAAUUUUCUAAAGUAGCUCACUUUUAGUUUAAAACAAUCUUGAAACUUUUAUCGUGCAACUGAUACGUUUGACAGCUACAUUUGAUAGAGAGGAACCAAACUAUGUCCCCCCCUCCCCUAUCGCCAAAACUAAUAAUAAUAUAAUAAGUCACGGGACACUACGAGAAGUCAACAACACUGUGCUUACUAGUGCAGGGCUGUUAAUCAGUUGAACAGUUGUUGAGGAGGAGGAUUCUCGAGAUGCCGUGGAGACAAAAUAACAACCUAUCCGAUGGCAAGUUUCUCUGCGAAUUUCUAACAGACUGUCGUCUUCCCCAAACAGCUGAGAUUGUGGAAGGAUAUGAUUCAAACGAAUCGUUACAACGAUCGUGGUCUCAAGGUGAAAUCGUGCACCUUCACGCCAUGACAGAUCUACCUCAGGCAUUUGCUCGCGAUCAGAAAGGGAACCUCUACAAGAUUCCUCUAAAUUUUCCUGACAAAAUAUUUGAAAGUAUUCCAAACAGACUCAAUCACAAGUAUGAAACAGUCCAAGACCUUAUUCACGACUUUCCGAAAUACGUUCGUUCGCUCCAUAAUAUACCUCAGAGCGACAUCAACGCCGGAGAUAUACUUCGGCUUCAAGAGUCUUCACCAAACACUCAAGGCCACAUGGGCCUUAAGUGCAAGGUGGCAGGGACAAAAAGGCCAAUAUUCCUCUCUUGUGAUCAGCAAGGAUAUUUUGAAACCCUUGAGGAAGUUCGUCCUUCUUCGUUAAGAGAGAUCACAGAUCGACAUAAUCUGCCAACUCGAGUACGAGUCCAGGCAGGCUCCACAAGGAUGUUUAUUAAAGAAGACAGGCAAAUCGAGGAGAGCCUUACGAUUUUCAUCGAGGAAAUAGUACAGGAAAAGGUAAUAUUAGCUUACACCUUGAUCGGAAAGCAUUUACGGGUUUUGACAGUUCCAAUAAGCUUGGAAAUUAGAGUCAGACGAAUCGAGUCAAACGUAGACCCAAAGGUACUUGCUCAAAUUCGUCAGCGAAUUGAAAACGAUGUAAACAUUGAAUCAGUAAUCACAAACCGAGACGAGGAUGCAUCAUGGCUUUUUGAGAUCGAUCAGUGCGUCGAAACCUGUAGUGCAUCGUCGGAUGAUGAUGACUACGAUGAAAUAGUUCCUCCUGUUCCAACACGAAAUCGAAAAUUAACAAAAGAAAGUUCAGUUCAAAAUACAACAAUGGACAAAUCGCAAUUUGAGGGUCGAUAUACAGCACCACCUCAAUUUCUUGUCAAAAAGGCAGCCGUUAGACCGGAUCCCCCUCCGAUUGCCAAGAAGCCACCCCAAGCGAAACUGUCGCAAGGGAAAUCUUUGGUCCUUAAAAAUGAAGAGGGAGAAGAUCUUAAAGAUGAUACUUAUGACUACAUUUCACCCAACAAGAUCAAAUCUACAAAAGCAUCUCCAUAUUCUAAUGAUCAAAAGAAAAGCCUUAACCAAGUACUACCUCCAGUUGCCAUAAGGCCAAAUGUGACUCAAAAUAAUAAACCUCUCUGCGAGGAGGACCGGCCACCAACAUCUCGUUCUUCUAAACAGUCUGCUUCUUCUACCAAACCGCAACCUGCCGAAAAGCCCACGAUAAAACCUGCUGUUAAACUGGGAAAGGUCCAGCCUCCAGGCUCUCACAACUCUUUUUCAUUAGCUGUGGAUUUCGCUGGACUGAGAAAUGAGAAAAGGGCAUUGACCACCUCAACCAAGUCGACCUCGCAAAACGUGGAAUCGUCAGUUGUUACCAAGCCUUCCGGAAAAGUUUCCAGCGCCAGCAACCCGGAAGCUACCGAUGGAGCUCUAAAUAGAUUGAGCCAAGAACGUCUGAAAGAAAUCACGGUGAACGAAGUUUGUGAAUGGCUAACUAAGCUAGGUUUAGAACAGUACAUUGAGACUUUUGCACAAGAAUCAGUCGACGGAAAACUUUUGCUAGAUUUGGAUGAAGAAAUGAUGAAAGAUCUUGGGAUCUCCAGUUCGUUGCAUAGAAAAAAACUCACUAAAUUUAUCAAAGAUGGUUGGAUUCCCAAGACCUCUUAAUGUAUAGAGUAAAGAAUGCCUGAAAAUUAAGAUGUAGAUAACUCUAUAAUCAAAUUCUGGAGCAUUAUGCAAAUAGAUGUUAUGUAGGAUUGUUCAAAAAUGGUGCAGGAAAUUGGUCAAAUUGUUUGUGAUUGUAUCUACGGAAAAAUACAAAUAGGAAAAAUGCAAACGAUUGGGUAAAGUGUAAGAGAUGCCAUCUUGAGGUUUCAGCGAGACAGAUGGACCACACAUGAUAAACAUUUAUGAUUCAGCUGCUGUUCUUUCGAUUUUCCUAGCGAUGAAGCAAAAAAGUCGAAAAGAGCCACAGCAACCAUGGAUACUGUUUUUCUGUUAUUUCAAGUGGCUACUUUUCAAGAUGUUUUGUAUUUGAUAGUAAGCUUAAUUCUUUCUAAAACCGUAUCAAUCUCAGAGACUAAUUCCUUUGUUAUGUCUGUUUGGUCUACUUCCUUUUUUUUCUGGAGUUAAUGGAUGCGGAAUAAACCUAAUUUACACGGGCUUAUAACUAAGAUCAGGACAAUUAGUUUCGAGCCGGAAAAAGAAAAUAAAAUGCUGAAUUGAACUUUA